UUUCUGAGGAAAGAAACAGAGAGAGGACAAGCAGACAGAGAGGAAAGCAAAGUGGAUCUUUAGGUUUUUACCUUCGUCUGUUGAUCUUCUCUAGUCAGCGUUGACUCGUUAUUUUCAGUAUCGGCACCAGGGUGUACUUGUUUGCGUCAGCCAGGUCCGUGCAGCGGCAACAGGGAUGAACUGGUCAGGACUGGAGAACCUGCUGAGUGGAGUCAAUAAGUACUCCACGGCCUUCGGGAGGAUUUGGCUGUCCAUGGUGUUUGUGUUUCGAGUCAUGGUGUUUUUGGUGGCAGCGCAGAGGGUUUGGGGUGAAGACAGCAAAGACUUUGUGUGCAAUACCCGACAGCCUGGCUGUGAAAAUGUGUGCUAUGACAAGAUCUUCCCCAUCUCCCACAUCCGCCUCUGGGCACUGCAGCUGAUUUUUGUCACCUGUCCGUCUCUAAUGGUGGUAGCUCAUGUUAAAUUCCGCGAAGGGAAAGACAGGAAGUAUGUGGAAUUGCACCACAGCUCUCACCUGUACGCCAACCCCGGCAAGAAGAGAGGCGGGCUAUGGUGGACCUACCUGUUCAGUUUGGUCUUUAAAGCUGGAUUUGAUACAUUGUUUCUCUACAUACUCUAUCGGCUAUAUCAUGGAUAUGACCUGCCCAGGCUGUCCAAAUGCUCGGUGUCUCCGUGCCCCAACACCGUCGACUGCUUCAUCAGUCAUCCGACGGAGAAAAAGAUCUUCAUGGUGUUCAUGGUUGUGUCCAGCGCACUGUGCAUCGUCAUGUGCCUCUGUGAAAUACUUUAUCUCAUCGGCAAGCGCAUCACGAAACUGCUAAAGGUUGAACACGAAAACCAGAGGGUCCUAUUUGCCAAGCAGCAUGAGCUCAACAACCUCGCCCCCCCCAGAUCCCAGUAUCGGCGGGUGGACUCGACGCUGACAGACAGCCAGCUGAGUUUAAACAAACGAGAGAAAGCCAGAGAAGCCGGCGAGUGUACGACACUGUAGCACGUCUAUGGUGUGGAUGCUCACUCAGUCCGAGCGGGGAUCUGGGUACAGGUACCAGAAGUGAACUGCUAUUGGAUGGAUAAGCUGUUUCUAGGUUUUAGAUAAGGAGUACUAGUAUUUCAAAUUUUGGAGACUACAUUUUUAAAGUUCUGUGCCACUGACUGUCUUAUGGCUGCCUAAAGGAGUAAACUGGGACCUGAUGGAAUCCAAUCCAUGACAUGGUGGGACUGACCACAUAUCAACACUGUGUUGUGUUCAUAUUUUUCUCCUGAAUGUCUUUGUAUCUCACGUGCUGUUACUGAUUGUGCGACUGAGUAAAACCUGUCCGACGCCUCGUGCAUUUCUUCAGUUACACAACAGACUUUGUUGACGUCAUCGACUGCGUCUGUGGCCAAUGUGGAAGACAAACGAAGACACUCCAGUGGUGUAAAUAUGGUAAAGAGUGUCUACUCUGAGACGUUAUCAGGUGUAGGUUGCAAAAUAUGUCUGUAAAUCAGUGCAGAGAAAAAGUUUGAAUCUUGACCUCGAGAAGUGAUUCCGGCAUCGACACAGCAACAUGGACAAAAACAUUGUACCGCGGAAAACAGAUGUUUACUGGUUUCAGCGAGAAUACGGUGGACGAGUGACGUCACUCAGUUCUUUUUUUUAGGUUUGUGCAACAAUUCUUUCUUUUUUUCACUGCACUUGUUGCAGCAUUAAGAACAAAGUGGAUGUUGAUUUUUCACUGACUGUGAAAGACGAACAGUGAGAGCAAAGACACCCAGUUUGAUAUCAGAUAAACUCGCCGGACACCACAGAGAGAAAACAACAACAACAAAAGAAUUGUUGGACCAACUUAAAGAACUUCAUUACAGAUAUUUAGGUUUGUCCAAAUUAUGCUUCCAGUGUGGUGUAAGUAUUACUCAAGCUGAUUUGGAAGAACUUGUGUUUUGAGGUUGGUCCAACGACUCUUUUUCAGUGCCGCCUUUAAUCCAGUGCAGAUUAUUAAACAUCCUGUCACUUUGUUCUCUGGUGUACAUAUGCAGUCGUGUGAGUUUUUUGGUCAUUUGUGUUGUAUUGUGAUGUACAUGGACAUAGUGAACCUGGCUGUGUCUGUUGGUGUAAAAUAAUUGAAGAUGAAUAUUGUUUUUUAUGUUUAAAGGGUGUUCUUUCUUUAACAAUUUGAACCUAAACUCACACAAAUAAUUCAAGAGCUUUUCUGUUUUUCCAACUGAUCUAAAGUAUUUUAACUGUUUACUAUAAUUGUGCACCUUUUAUAUGUUUUUGUUUCCAUUAGUGAUGUAAAUAAACCUUCAAGCACGACUUAGUUUGAGUUAGAAUUAGUUUGCUUGUUAGGUGUUCUAUUUUUAUUGCCCAGUUAAUGAAAUAAAAAUCUUAACAAUAUGCAAAAAAAAAAAAAAAAAACAUUCAUCUGGAUCAUUGGCAAGAAAAUACAAAUUUGACCAACAAUUUGAACUGCUGAAACUGUAAAAUUAAAUUUGCACUUG
Thalassophryne amazonica is the source of this 2478-nucleotide messenger RNA. It is a transcript of the gene cx28.6, whose product is annotated as connexin 28.6. The transcript has 4 exons. Gene Ontology annotation, cellular component: connexin complex. The coding region runs from base 176 to 991 and encodes 271 amino acids. Lineage: Eukaryota; Metazoa; Chordata; Actinopteri; Batrachoidiformes; Batrachoididae. The record is from RefSeq and is a predicted model, not a curated record. Gene Ontology annotation, biological process: cell communication.